Funneliformis caledonium is the source of this 339-nucleotide messenger RNA. Lineage: Eukaryota; Fungi; Glomeromycota; Glomeromycetes; Glomerales; Glomeraceae. The record is from the annotation of a GenBank genome assembly.
AUGGCUUCUCAUCGCCCAUUAAUUUUCCCCCUUAUAAUAAUAUGUUUUCUUACUGUUACAUUUUUUUAUCUAGAAUACAAUAGUUUAGAAGAUAAUAGUAACGCUUUAACUUCAAAAGAACCCAUAUCAGGUGCAAAUAACGCUUCACAAUUAAAUUCAACAACUUUUAAAAAGGUUUCAAAACAAAUACCAAAAAAAUCAACAUCGAGACAUAAACAGUAUGGGCCAAUCCCAUUCCGAGAGAAGAUGGAAUGUGACGGUUAUCAUGAAAAAAAAGGAAUUUCUUUCCAACAAUUAUGGAAUUGGCCACCAGUUCGUGUCUUUAUCGGCAUAUGGACG